Rhododendron vialii is the source of this 1065-nucleotide messenger RNA. Its product is annotated as protein TERMINAL FLOWER 1-like. Gene Ontology annotation, biological process: vegetative to reproductive phase transition of meristem; negative regulation of flower development. The transcript is spliced from 4 exons. Bases 326 to 847 code for a protein of 173 amino acids. NCBI's taxonomy places the organism in Eukaryota, Viridiplantae, Streptophyta, Magnoliopsida, Ericales, Ericaceae. Gene Ontology annotation, cellular component: nucleus; cytoplasm. The record is from RefSeq and is a predicted model, not a curated record.
AGAAAUAUUUCUUGAUGUGGAGAGAGAGAGAGAUAGAGAGAGAGAUAGGGGGGUUCACAAUAAGUGAAGCAGCAGCCCUAGCUUUCAUAUGUACUACAAUAGUACUCCACCACUCAAGCCUCUCCCCAGCUCCUUCUCUAGCCAUGCCUAGAAUUAAAAUACUCAUAGCUACUAACCUUUCAGUGUACUCCCCAACAGUAUAUAUAUACUUGAGCUUCUUCUACUUCCCUUCAUGAGAAGAAAACAGAACUCCCGAGUUCUCCUGAAUAUCUGGAAAUCUCUCUCUCUCUAGAUCUCUCUCUCUCUCUUUCUAGAUCUCUCCCUGAUGGCAAGAAUGUCAGCUGAGCCUCUCAUAGUAGGGAGAGUGAUUGGGGAUGUACUCGAUCCUUUCAUUCCAACAGUGAAAAUGUUGGCGACUUACAACAACAAGCAGGUCUCUAACGGCCAUGAGCUCUAUCCUUCUCAAGUAACCACCAAACCUAGGGUUGAAAUCCAUGGAGGUGACCUGAGGACUUUCUUCACACUGGUAAUGACAGAUCCUGAUGUUCCUGGCCCUAGUGAUCCUUAUUUAAGGGAGCACCUGCACUGGAUAGUGACAGACAUUCCGGGCACAACGGAUGCUACAUUUGGAAGGGAGGUAGUGAGUUAUGAGAUACCGAGGCCAAACAUAGGUAUCCACAGGUUUGUGUUUGUUCUGUUCAAGCAGAAACGCAGGCAGGCCGUCGACCCGCCUUCUUCGAGAGACCACUUCACCACCCGGAGCUUUGCGGCGGAGAACGACCUCGGCCUUCCGGUCGCCGCGGUCUUCUUCAAUGGACAGAGAGAAACUGCUGCCAGAAGACGCUAACCCUAACCCUAGUAGUACUAGUAAUAAAGAGAGCUCCAUUUUAUUAUGCUAAGCCUAAACUCUCAUACUUAACCUGUACCUGCAAUAAUAGCUGCAAGAAUCUCUCUCUCUCUCUCUCUCUCUCUCUCUCUCUCGUUCUCUUCUCUCUCCUCUCUUGUUUGUCUCUUUUGAGCUUUGUAUCAUGUUGUUCCAUUUCUAUUAAAAGGUGAUUUGUGACC